CCAUUCUGCAAUCAACCUCAAAAAUACCAAAAAGUUACCAUCCUUUGAUGUGGGUUUCAUCAUGGUCCUUACAAUUAUUUGUACACUUGCUUUCGCUUCCCUGAUAGUCGCCUUUGUUUUCAGGUCUCUUACAAAAGCUAGGACACUUCAAUUUCAACAGCUAGAGGUUGAAAGAGCCCUUUUCAAGUAUGAGAAUUUUCUGUUUCUCAACAUGACUCAACACAAAGUAAUUUUCGAAGCAAUAAAGAAACAACGCAUAUUGAGCCAACUGCCAAAAACUGUUUUGCCUGUGGGAAGCAUGUUUGAGGGCUCUCACAUUGCUGAGUGUACAGAUGAUGGAAGAAUUAUACAGGAGAUGGAUUUUAUGCUUAUCUUGCCAGAUGUCAUUGCUGCUGAAGGAGACAGUGAACCACUGAAAUGUGUUUCCGUAGAAGGACGUAAUCCAGGUUAUGUCAAUUUGAAAGUAUUAGAUGCUACUCACAUCUCAAUACAAGACACACCAGCACUAAGAGAUCUGGUGGAUCCAUUCACAAAGCUUUAUGAAAUAUAUAAUGAAGAACUUUUCCUUUCUCACAAAUUUGUCAGGAUGUUUGAGCGAAGAGUUGGGUAUGCAGUGAUAAAUACGAUGGGAACAAAAUUCAACCCAUCCCAAGGCAUUGAGCUUGGAAUGAAACGCAAAAGUGUAAAGGAUUUUUAUCCGGUUAUGACCAUUUUCCUUAAAGAGCCUAUCCACUGCUUGAUUUGGCCUGAUUCUGAAGCUUGGCCAGACACAGCAGUAGGGGCACUUUUUGACACACUGUCAGCCAUCCAGGAUUCACAGAGUAGCCUCUCUUGGGAAAAUCAGAUUAUUGACAUAGCACCUGCUAUACUCUGUCAAGUUCCAACAGAUAUCAAAGAUGCCUGGCUGAGAAGAAGAAGAUACUGGCCUGAUCAAGGACUAGUGAAGAAAAUCUCAAGUCUUCACUGUUACUUGCUCGCAAAACCCCAUCCUUAUACCACAAAUAAGCUGUUAGAGUGGCGAUUUAGCUUCAGCUCAGCUGAGCUGCUUCUCAGUUCUGCUAUAACACCAUGGCAGAAACAAGUGCUCAUGGUAGUUAAAGCUUUACGAAGGAAAUACUUGCAAGAACCAAAGCUUGUUGCCUCAUAUCACUUGAAAACUGUUAUGUUUUGGGUUCUAGAGUCAAUGCCAGAACAAAUAAGAGAAUCUUGCAGUAGAGCUGUAUUACUGCAAAGACUUAUUGAUAAACUUCUGUCAUGUCUGAAAGCCAAAAAUUUACCUCACUUUUUCAUCCCAGAAAAUAAUAUGUUUAGUCACUGCGAAGAUGGAGACAUUCUUACAGUUCUUUCCAAAGUUCAAAGAAUGAGAGAAAAUUUGCCACUGUAUCUAACAGAAGACUUAUUCAUAGCUGCUGUUACAGAGGAAAGAGAAGAGAAAGAAUUUGAAGAAACUUAUUGGGGAUUUACCUAAUAAACCCUUCACAGUUAUUGGCUCAUAAUUUCUCCCUAAUGUGCCACACUUGAAUCAAACAUAAAGGCCUUGAGAAUAAUGGAAAUGAUUACCAAUUUGAGAAGCUUCUGAUCAUCACAUACAUUCUCCUGCUCAUCACCAUAGGAGACAUAGGGAAGACGGUAUGGAGAAUAUGAAAGAGGGGGGUUUGGGAUUUUCGGUUUUGCA
Messenger RNA from Stylophora pistillata, 1675 nucleotides. RefSeq lists its product as uncharacterized. The record is from RefSeq and is a predicted model, not a curated record. NCBI's taxonomy places the organism in Eukaryota, Metazoa, Cnidaria, Anthozoa, Scleractinia, Pocilloporidae.